UUUGAGGAGGGUGUGUGCUGGAGCAUAGAGGGACGAGGUCAGAGAGCGAGAGCCACAGAAGAGGAGAUGCUGCACCUGUGCACGAUCACCUGAGGAGAAGCACAAUAAAAUCCCAAACACAAAGAGAGGAGCACAAAGAGACGGUAAACAUGGAGCUGCAGUCUCACAUCUGAGAGAACCUGCUCCAGCCGGCUCGCUGUCAACAAGGCCCGUCCUCCAGUCUGCGUUGGUGCCAUGGCCGAGUCAAGCUGGUGGAAGUUGACCUUCUCCCGCAAGAAGAAGUCCGAAUCCAAGGUCCUGUACGAGAUCCCGGCCGAGUACGGCAGCAACACCGGGAACAAGGAGCACUCGGGCGCCAGCCCCCCCGCCGACCACUUGGACAGCCAGUUCAGCGCCCGGCUGGAGAAGAUCGUGGACAAAUCUGCCACCAAGGGCCGGCACGUCAAGGUGUCCCACUCCGGCCGCUUCAAGGAGAAGAAGAAGGUCCGCGCCACGCUGGCCGAGAACCCCAGUCUGUUCUCCGAGCACAGCCUGAGCGACGAGAACCACAAGAAGAAGACCGACAAAUAAGUGCAGCGCCACCAAAAGGCCCAAACUGGAUCCCGACGUGUCCCAUGUCCGUGGGACACGUCGGGACGAAGGCUCCCACAUGUAAACACAACCAGGUCGCUCCCCAGUGCACGAGGUGGACAAACACUGGUUACCAGGCACCACACCCUGGUCGAUACUGUAACCAAUGGACUCACACCUAAACAAACAAGUGGUAUCAGCAGGCGGCCAUUAAACAUUCACAGAGCAGAGCGGGGGGGGGGGGGGGGGGAAGCACUUUUCUUUGGAGUGAAGUCAAAUGAGUCACGAAAGAGAAACUCGGCCCGAGCGCCGUCACGAUUAUUAAACAUUGUUGUAAUUCAUGUUUUUAUCUUUGUAGUUUUGGAUUGUAAUUUCAAUUUUUUUUAAAUGUCCAAUAUUCAAUCAGAGACGAUGUUUGUGUGUGUGUGUCUGUGUUGUGUUUUGACAGAUGCACUGGAAAUUUUUAUUACAUUUUUGGAGAUUUGAUUUCAACAACUGUUUAUAAGAUCUUCUCUGGAAUCUGCAAGAGGACAAUAAGGUGUUUUGUUUUUAAUAAACGUGUCUGGAUGCGUUGAUAUGAAA
Molecule: messenger RNA, 1152 nt
Organism: Platichthys flesus (European flounder)
Lineage: Eukaryota; Metazoa; Chordata; Actinopteri; Pleuronectiformes; Pleuronectidae
Gene: prr15lb
Product: proline rich 15 like b
Exons: 2
Coding region: 235-570 (111 amino acids)
Source: RefSeq, a predicted model, not a curated record